UACAAAUCAAAAAAAAUGUUCCCAGAGGUGAUUUCUGUGGUUUUUGGUAGAUAUCAUCACACUGUGUGUUGGUACAAGUGGUCAUUCUUCUGGUAAGUUUGUCUUUAAUAAGUUACUUGGUGAUAUAGAAAGGGGGUGUAUUUCAGACAGCUUUGAUUGGCGCCCUGACAGGUCACUCAGAUACUCGUUGUUUAUUGCACAGAAUCUGGUUGCAAAAUUCCAAGAUGGCAGCGGAUGAUCUUAAUAUACAGUCUGUGGUAAUGCCGAGAAUGAAAGUCUGGACUUUGUUGAAAAUGCUCAAAUACAGUAACUCGUAUCAGUAAAGUAACAUUGUCUAAAUGUUAGUUCUAUGCCAGUCAUGCUUUGUCUGACUCUGAUUCUGUCUCCUCAGACAAUGGUUCUGGCAAGUGGAGGGCAGGAUGGCGCCAUCUGCCUGUGGGACGUUCUGACAGGGAGCCGGGUCAGCCACGUUUACGGUCACCGAGGUGACGUCACAUCGCUGGUCUGCACCACCUCGUGUGUCAUCAGCUCAGGCCUGGAUGACCUGAUCUGCAUCUGGGACCGCAGCACCGGGAUCAAGCUCUACUCCAUCCAGCAGGACGUGGGUUGUGGGGCCAGUCUGGGAGUGAUCUCUGAUUCGCUCCUGGUGACAGGGGGCCAGGGCUGCGUUUCCUUCUGGGACCUGAACUUCGGUGACUUGCUGCAGACAGUCUACCUAGGUCAGAGCAGCGAUGGCCAGGGCGUCCGCCAGCUGCUGGUUCUCGACAACGCCGCCAUCGUCUGUGACUUUGGGAGCGAGCUCAGUCUGGUGUACGUGCCCUCAGUGCUGGAGAAACUAGACUGAGCAGACCUGGAUGACACGAGUAGGCUGCACUCAAAGAAUUCUUUUUUUCCAUCCUUUCGACUUUCCAACGGAUGUUUUUCUUUCUUCUGUUGCAUUUUAGCAGGAGAGUGACAGACCCUGAGUUCAGAUUUAUGAGGAUGGUUGAAGAAAAGCCAGAUGUUUGUCACCAAGAGGAUCCACCAGAUUUUUAUUUGUGUGCGUGAGAGUGUAGAUGUUGUGGCUCUGCUGUCUAUGCUGCUGAGAUGGGUGGGGCUUCGCCGUGACCCCCACCCAGAGAGGAAGACUUUUAUUUUGU
Monopterus albus (swamp eel) is the source of this 1139-nucleotide messenger RNA. Its product is annotated as sterol regulatory element-binding protein cleavage-activating protein-like. NCBI's taxonomy places the organism in Eukaryota, Metazoa, Chordata, Actinopteri, Synbranchiformes, Synbranchidae. The transcript is spliced from 2 exons. Gene Ontology annotation, cellular component: Golgi membrane; endoplasmic reticulum membrane; SREBP-SCAP complex. Gene Ontology annotation, molecular function: sterol binding; protein binding. The coding region runs from base 350 to 844 and encodes 164 amino acids. Gene Ontology annotation, biological process: SREBP signaling pathway; regulation of cholesterol biosynthetic process. The record is from RefSeq and is a predicted model, not a curated record.